AUGGCCGAAAACACGUCACAAACCCUAGCCCCAAUCCCGAGCAUCCCUGCAGGCUACGCCGUCCGCACCGGUCUCCCGCCGGCCCCAGUGUACCGGGACCUACGAUCCAGAGCGGGCAUCAUUCCCGUGACCCCGCAACAGGCCGAGGCGGCGAUCAAGGGAUCCUGGUUCGGGUGCCACAUUGUGCACACGUCGGCGUCCUCGGAGGAGACCAUCGUCGGCAUGGGUGGCGUCAUCGCCAACGGCAGCUGGUACUUUCACAUUGUCGACAUCGCCAUCCUGCCGGAGCACCAGCGCAAGGGGCUGGGCAAGCUGGUCAUCCACACGCUCAUGGAGCACAUACUGGCCAACAAGGCCGAGGGCAGGCCGUUCAUCUGCCUCUCCGCGUCGGACGAGGGGGCCAGCCUGUAUAGAAAGUGCGCCUUUAUGGAUGGGGAGAAGUUUGGCGAGACUGGCAUGGUGUGGGAGGGGACGUAUCCCGAGAUAGUGAAGGAGUUGAGGGACGCGGAGAAGGCUCAGUCUUGA
Messenger RNA from Pyricularia oryzae 70-15, 525 nucleotides. RefSeq names its product GNAT family N-acetyltransferase. Gene Ontology annotation, cellular component: Golgi apparatus; endoplasmic reticulum; endoplasmic reticulum-Golgi intermediate compartment. Bases 1 to 525 code for a protein of 174 amino acids. Gene Ontology annotation, molecular function: monosaccharide binding; glucosamine 6-phosphate N-acetyltransferase activity. The transcript has a single exon. Gene Ontology annotation, biological process: UDP-N-acetylglucosamine biosynthetic process. The record is from RefSeq and is a predicted model, not a curated record. NCBI's taxonomy places the organism in Eukaryota, Fungi, Ascomycota, Sordariomycetes, Magnaporthales, Pyriculariaceae.